AUGCGCGUGCGCUCGAGCGAUGGCGCGUGCACAUCGCGCUCGAAAUACGCUCGAGCGACGGUGAAGACGAACGCCGAGCGCGCGCGUGGACGCACGUGGGACUUGACGUUCAUUCCGAACACGAGACGGAAGAUGUCCAGGAGACAAAAGGAAAACUAUCGCGAGUUAUUCGACGCACACGGGAUUCGAUUCGACGCCAGGCCGAGAACUAUGCGUGGGAGUGGGGAUGAUGGGUCUACGAGCGACGAAGCGUCGAGAAUGAAGCGGUACGAGACGUUGGAUUGGGACAGGGCGUUUCCUGGCGGCGGCGGCGGCGGCGGAGAGCCGCGGCGGCGCGUGUUGGAGCUCGGAUGCGGUUUAGGGGAUAAUCUCAUCGCCGCUGCGAUCGAAUUCGAAACAUACGUGUUUUUGGGCGUCGAAGUACACAGACCGGGCGUGGCAACCGCUCUGGGGGAGAUCGAGGCGAGAGGACUGACGAACGCGAAGGUGUGCGAGAUGGACGCGCUCUGGCUCAUGACCGGAGAGUACGUGGAGGAUGCGUCGAUAGACGAGUGUCUGGUGCACUUUCCCGAUCCAUGGCGCGACGAGAGUGGUCUCGAUAGGAAAGCGCAUCGAAGAAUAGUGAACGAGACGCUUUUGACGUCGCUCGAGCGCACGCUGCGACCGGGCACGGGUCGACUGAGCGUCGCCACAGACGACGAUCAGUACGCGCGUCAUCUCGAAAGGGUGUUCGAGCAGUUCGCCCGCCCGAGAGGAUGGGUACGAUGCGACCCAUUCGCGAGAUUUGAUUCAAAGUACGCCUCGCGAGCGCUCGAAGAGGGUCGGUCCUGUGUCGACGUUGGUUUUCGAUUCCAUCCACCGAGCGUCGACGUCGCGUGA
Molecule: messenger RNA, 879 nt
Organism: Ostreococcus tauri
Lineage: Eukaryota; Viridiplantae; Chlorophyta; Mamiellophyceae; Mamiellales; Bathycoccaceae
Product: tRNA (guanine-N-7) methyltransferase
Exons: 1
Coding region: 1-879 (292 amino acids)
Biological process (GO): RNA (guanine-N7)-methylation; tRNA methylation
Cellular component (GO): tRNA methyltransferase complex
Molecular function (GO): tRNA (guanine(46)-N7)-methyltransferase activity
Source: RefSeq, a predicted model, not a curated record